Camponotus floridanus (Florida carpenter ant) is the source of this 531-nucleotide messenger RNA. RefSeq lists its product as uncharacterized. The record is from RefSeq and is a predicted model, not a curated record. Gene Ontology annotation, molecular function: nucleic acid binding. The transcript has a single exon. The coding region runs from base 1 to 531 and encodes 176 amino acids. NCBI's taxonomy places the organism in Eukaryota, Metazoa, Arthropoda, Insecta, Hymenoptera, Formicidae.
AUGAUUAUCGCGUUCAUCGAAAAGGAUCACAGGGAGUGGGAUGAACACAUCGCGGAUUUCCGGUUCGCAUACAAUACCGCCUGUCAUUCCUCUUUGGGAGCAUCUCCCGCUUUUCUGAACCUUGGGCGUGAAUUAGAGCCCGCACAUUCAGUGAAACGCCGGCAAGGGGUUACCGAAAUCGAGCAGGGGGAUACCGCUAAUUGGGCGACUCGCAUGAAGAACAUGCAAACCCUACGGGAAUGGGUUAUUGAGAACUUAGAUAGAGCAUACGAGAGACAAGCUUCCCGUUACAACUUGCGUAGGCGGGGUCGCACAUUCAAGAUAGGAGACCUGGUAUUACGACGCCAACACAUUUUAUCGUCAGCGGCACAGAAUAUAGCCGCAAAGUUAGCACACAAGUUCCAGGAUCCGUUUAAGAUAGUGCGGGUGAUCUCUCCGGUGGUCUACGAGUUGGGAUCGCUGGGCGGGUCAUCCGCAGGUAAGAGCCACAUACAGAACCUGAAGCCUUAUAACAUUUCUGAUACCGUUUAG